CCGCAGCGGGGCCUGCUGCUCCCAGUCCUUUAAAGCGCUUGUUUUCCUGCUGGUUUUCCCGGAGCCGUUCCUGCAGCUGCUGGUAGCCGUCUCCAGGGAGCCAGCUGUCGUUUUCACCCCCGGUGCAAGUUUUCUGCGCGGCCCUGGAGGGCGAAAAGUUCCCGAAUUGUUCUUCGAAGAUUAAUGUACUGUUACCUCAGUAUUUUAAAUCUGUUGACAGUUCGGGUGAUGAUGGCUCAGCUCCAGCAAGGAGGCCCAGAUGAAAAAGAGAAGACUACUGCAUUAAAGGAUUUAUUGUCUAGAAUAGACUUGGAUGAGCUAAUGAAAAAAGAUGAGCCACCACUUGAAUUUCCUGAUACUCUGGAAGGAUUCGAGUAUGUUUUUAAUGAAAAAGGACAAUUAAGACACAUGAAAACAGGGGAGCCAUUUGUUUUUAAUUAUCGCGAAGAUUUGCAUAGAUGGAACCAAAAGCGUUACGAAGCUCUUGGAGAGAUCAUUACUAAAUAUGUUUAUGAUCUACUGCAAAAGGAAUGCCACUUGAAAAAAGUAACUCUCCCAGUUGAUGCAACUGAGACUGAACCAAAGAGUUUUAUCUUUAUGAGUGAAGAUGCAUUAACAAACCCUGACAAGCUGUUGGUCCUAAUUCAUGGUAACGGUGUCGUCAGAGCGGGUCAGUGGGCCAGAAGACUAAUAAUUAAUGAAGAUCUGGACAGUGGCACACAGAUACCAUAUAUAAAGAGAGCUGUUGAGGAGGGCUAUGGAGUGAUAGUACUGAAUCCCAAUGAGAACUAUAUUGAAGUGGAGAAGACAAAAGCCCAAGUACAGCUGUCUUCUGAUAGCUCAGAUGAACCUGCAGAAAAGAGGGAAAGAAAAGAUAAAAUCCAGAAGGAAACAAAGAAGCGACGUGACUUCUACGAAAAGUAUCGAAAUCCACAAAAAGAAAAAGAAACUAUGCAGAUGUAUAUUAGAGAUAAUGGAUCUCCUGAAGAACAUGCAAUUUAUGUUUGGGACCAUUUUAUUUCCCAGUCAGCUGCAGAGAACGUGUUUUUUGUUGCUCACAGUUAUGGUGGACUUGCCUUUGUAGAGUUGAUGAUUCAACGAGAGGCAGAAGUAAAGAAUAAGGUAACUGCUGUGGCGUUGACAGACUCUGUUCACAACGUGUGGCAUCAAGAAGUUGGGAAAACUAUUCGAGAGUGGAUGCGAGAGAACUGCUGCAACUGGGUGUCCAGCUCCGAACCCCUGGACACUUCUGUGGAGUCCAUGCUGCCAGACUGCCCCCGUGUCUCUGCAGAAAAUAAUCUCGGCGUGGAUGGAGCUCUCUCUCUCUCUCUCUCUCUCCCGGCUCCUUGUGCAGCUUGGGGAAACCUUUGUCCCACACAUCUUGUAAACGCGGCGGGGGGCCACCAUUGUGCCGAGCAUCUUCUGAGCACCGCGGGAGGAACCUUUUGUCCGGCGCCGUCGGAGGGCACCUUUGUCCCUCGCAGCCGGUAAUCGCCCUGCCGGAGUGAAUGGUAGGGAUUGCAGAGCUCUUCUCCCUCCGCCUGGGCUCUGGUUGCAGGCAGAGGACCCCCCGUCAGCCUGGCUGGGUGAGGUGAUGGCUUUUCCCGAGUGGAAGUGGGAAGGGGAGGUGGGGAAAACGCCUGUGUGCAAAGGGCCACCGGGGUCGAGUCGCCCCUACAGGCACCAAUCCCCAUUUCGUUUUGUGCUUUUCCCCUUCCUUAUUCUUCCUGCCCCUUUAGGCUGCCCCUUUUUAUUAUUAUUUCUCUGUCCCUUCUAAUGUUUGCAGUAUCUCCUGUUCAAUAUAUCAUCCUCUGUUUAAUCUAAUUAACUAAUAAGGGCCCUCAUUAUUCUUUCAGAACACUAAUAACCAUGUUUAAAAGACUUGAGCCCUGAUACCAGUCCCUCUGGGACUUCAUAGGUGUAUUUUCAACCCUGUAUCAUUCUUACUAAUUGUCUUCUCGAGUGCUCUCACCACUUCCCAAGAAGUGCAGCAGCACCAUUUCCAAGGCAGUCUGAGAUACGUUGUUAUGAUCACAGAUCAUAGAACCACAGAACCACAGACUGGUUUGGUUGGAAGAGACCUGAAAGAUCAUCAAGCCCCAUCCAACCUGCCCUUCAACACUGCCAGGGAUGGGGCAGCCACAGCUUCCCUGGGCAACCUGGGCCAGGGUCUCACCACACAGAAUUUCUUCCUAAAAUGCAAAGCUGUGCCUUUCCUCAUCUGAGAUAUGGUGGAUCUGAUGAACCAUGGUGCCACUCCAGACUUGCAGAGAGCAGAGUCCCAAACUGAUGCAGUGAUGAGUUAUGAGAUGCUGAGUCCAGACCCAGCCUGCAGAGAGGCCAUGUGCACUGCAGGUGCUGGGGGAUCAGCUGCUCAUGGAUGGAGCUGUGUUACCAUAAGCGUUUCGAGGUCUCCUCUGCUGGAGUAAAAUAAUUCAUGUGCAAACAAGAGGUAGGGGUGAGCACAGCCCAUUAGAAGGUGAAGGUCCUUAUCCACUGUAAGUGAUUCCCAAGGUUCCCACCACCCCUGAGCUGUCAGAUUGACCUACAUGGAAAGGCACAGCAAUGGACAAAUCUCUCGCCUGGUGGUUUUUCUGCUUCAAUAAAGUGGUCAAGUUUGAGUUGUAUCUGUUCUUGUUGAAUCUGAGCCUAUUCUGUCCCAAGGCUCCUGUUGCACUUAAGAUGCCUGCAAUUUUUUUUUAAUGUUGAUCUCUUACUUCACUGAUAGUCAAAGGUAAAUUGGACAUGCCAUAGUUUCAAUUAAUCCUCCUUUUCUCAAAUGAGCUUUGUUUUUCUUCCCCCAGUCCUCUGGUGCCUACCUGAUUGUGCAUGAAUUCUCAGAAAUAAUUGCCAGUAGUUCAGCAGGUUCAUUAACUGAUUCCCUGAAGGCCCUCAGAUGCCUGUCAUCCAGACUUGAUGAUUUGUAUAUUAAAUGUUUGCAAGUAUUCUCUUA
Apus apus (common swift) is the source of this 2953-nucleotide messenger RNA. RefSeq names its product family with sequence similarity 172 member A (gene ARB2A). Gene Ontology annotation, molecular function: siRNA binding. The transcript is spliced from 11 exons. Lineage: Eukaryota; Metazoa; Chordata; Aves; Apodiformes; Apodidae. The coding region runs from base 184 to 1491 and encodes 435 amino acids. The record is from RefSeq and is a predicted model, not a curated record. Gene Ontology annotation, cellular component: nucleus. Gene Ontology annotation, biological process: regulatory ncRNA-mediated heterochromatin formation.